Messenger RNA from Panonychus citri (citrus red mite), 814 nucleotides. RefSeq lists its product as uncharacterized. Lineage: Eukaryota; Metazoa; Arthropoda; Arachnida; Trombidiformes; Tetranychidae. Bases 88 to 714 code for a protein of 208 amino acids. The record is from RefSeq and is a predicted model, not a curated record. The transcript has 2 exons.
AAUGAACACAAUUGAAUAUUGAUUUUCAAUUGAUUGUCUUGAUCAGAAAGAUAAACAAAAACUGUAAUCGUGUUCCAAUAACCAUAAAUGUUUCUCAAUCUAAAUCUAAUCACAAUUAACUUAUUCUUGUUUCUAAUUGAUUCUUCUCAAGGAGUGACAACAAUUAACCAUGAGAGUGAUCAGCUACUCUUAUUGGAAACUUAUGAAGAUGAUGAACAAUUAAUUGCUCCCAACGAAAGGACAAUUAAGGAUCGCAAUUUAAUGACUACUUAUGAAUUGUUAUUCAGUGAUGCUGAUCAAGCAAGUGAUUCAUAUUUAUUGGCUAAAGAUCAUUUAAAUAAAUUGGAAGAUCAAUUUCAAACUUUUCUUUUAUUCCUUAAACACAAUGUGAUUAACAAAGAUUCUGAUCGUAAUUCGUUAAUUAUGGACAUUUUAAGGAAUCGAAUCUACAUUCGUUAUACUCUUGAACAUUUUAAUCGUAAAUUGUUCAUAUCAAUCAUGAAUGCGAUCGUUGUUGAUUUACCUGAAACAAUUAGGUCAAAAUUUAAAUCUCUCGAUUGGUCAGAUAUUUGGGAUCAAUGGACUAAAUAUGAUCGACGAAAAUAUGUAUCUAAAGUUAAUUAUUCUGAUUCUGAUGGUAAGAAAACUUCAAUCGAUUCGUUUGACUCUCGAAUUGUUAAAAAAAAUCCCAAAGAUCCAUUGGGAAUAUUGUGAAAAUCAAUCAAAAAUUAACUUUUGAUCAACUUUUAAUGAGAAAAAUUUUCAUACCUUUGAAAAAUUUAUUAAACUCAAUAAACUCAAUAAUCACUCUUAA